Balearica regulorum gibbericeps (East African grey crowned-crane) is the source of this 5916-nucleotide messenger RNA. NCBI's taxonomy places the organism in Eukaryota, Metazoa, Chordata, Aves, Gruiformes, Gruidae. The record is from RefSeq and is a predicted model, not a curated record.
AUGGGGAAUUCAUAUGCAGGGCAACUAAAAUCUGCCCGUUUUGAAGAAGCUCUUCAUAACUCUAUAGAAGCUUCUCUGAGAUGUAGCAGCGUUGUCCCACGGCCAAUCUUCUCACAGCUGUACCUGGAUCCUGACCAGCCACCUUUCUUGCCGGAAGAUGUGAAGCCAAAGGUAGAAGAGUUGGAUAAAGAGUUAGUACAUCGCUAUUCACAAAAUGGAAGCCUGGACUUUUCCACCAACCAAACUGUUAAUGAAAUGGAAGAGGAAGAGGAGGAUGAAGACAUGUCAGAUUCAAGUAGUCCACCAAUCCCAUAUUCACAAAAACCUGCCCCAGAAGGGUCUUGCACUACUGAUGGUUUUUGUCAAGCAGGCAAGGAUUUACGGUUAGUAUCGCUGUGCAUGGAGCAAAUUGAUAUCCCAGCAGGCUUCCUGUUAGUAGGAGCCAAAUCUCCUAACCUUCCUGAGCACAUUCUAGUCUGCGCUGUUGACAAGCGGUUUUUGCCAGAUGAUCAUGGAAAAAAUGCACUUUUAGGAUUUUCUGGGAAUUGUAUAGGCUGUGGAGAAAGAGGAUUUCGGUACUUCACAGAGUUUUCCAAUCAUAUCAACCUGAAAUUAACCACUCAGCCAAAGAAGCAGAAGCACUUAAAGUACUACCUAGUAAGAAGUUCCCAAGGUGUACUGUCAAAGGGACCCCUUAUUUGCUGGAAAGAAUGUAGAAGCAGGCAAUCAUCCGCUGCUAGCCUCUCUGCUAAACCAAAUUCUUCGGUGUCACCGUCCACGACCCCAGAGGGUGGAUCAGCUAAUGGAUACAAAUCAGGGUUCACUCAGACAGAUUCUUCAGUAUUCAGUCCAGCAAAAUCAUCUUCUGCUGUUAACUUAAGUGGAACUCAAGACCCAUCCCGGAACAAGAGCGUUGCAAAACCCCUGGCUCUGUCAGUACAGCUUGUAGGAAAGGCAUUUUCUGCAGCUCCUCUUUCACUACGUGCCAACGAUGUUGCUAAUGGAAACGCUAAUGGAGGAAGAAAUAGUGUAUUGAGUUCUACAGUCUCUCGGCCAAUGCCUCACUCUACAUCUCCAAGCCCUGGCUCUGCAGCUGGAGACCAAGCAUCAAUGUCCAGUUCUGGACCACCAAAGAAACGUCACCGGGGAUGGUCUCCUGGGUCCCCAGUCCCUCCUCCUGGUUUAGCGGUACCUGUUCCUACAAUUCGGCCUUCGACAAGAACGGAGCCUCUUUUGUCAGCCCCAGUUCCUCAAUCCAUGUUAACUGGAAUUUUACAGCCUCAACCCAUCCCAGCAGGGGAGACUGUAAUAGUUCCUGAAAACCUGCUGAAUAACUCGGGAGUCAGACCAGUGAUUCUGAUAGGUUAUGGCACUUUACCUUAUUUCUAUGGAAAUGUUGGUGAUAUUGUUGUAAGUCCCUUGCUGGUGAAUUGCUACAAGAUUCCACAACUGGAAAACAAAGAUUUGGAUCUCUUGGGUUUGUCCAGCAGUCAGCUGCUAAGUGUGGAGAAUAUGAUACUUUUAACUAUUCAGUAUCUUGUCCAACUAGGUCCUGACCAGAUACCCCUGAGGGAAGAAUUUGAGCAGAUCAUGUUGAAAGCUAUGCAGGAGUUCACUCUGCGAGAGCGAUCCUUGCAAAUGAGCGCACAGUGUAUCUCUGUGUCACCAGGUCAACUCCCUUGGCUUGCUAGGUUAAUCGCUAGUGUGUCCCGGGACCUCGUGCACGUGGUUGUUACCCAGAAUUCACUGGCAGAGGGCAUCUCAGAGACCUUGAGGUCUCUCAAUGAAAUGAAACAUCAGCAAAAGCUACCAGAUUAUGUUGUUGCCAUUUGUGCAUCAAAGAUAAGAGGAAAUGAAUUCUGCGUGGUAGUCCUAGGUCAAUAUCAAUCUAGGGCACUUGCAGAAAGCAUGCUUACCACCAGUGAAUUUUUAAAAGAGAUCAGUUAUGAGCUCAUCACAGGGAAAGUUAGUUUCCUGGCAUCGCAUUUCAAAAAUACGUCUUUAGGUGAUGAUUUGGACAAGCUGCUGGAGAAAAUGCUACAGCAGCGAGGGGAGAGUGUCAUUAUUCCUUUUAAUGGAGAUGUUAGCGAGUGUGUGUCAUCUCAGGAGGCAAUUGCCAUGGUUUCUACACAAGAACCAGAUUUGGAUGUUGAUACCUUCCAAAUUUACCAGCCACAGCUUACAGUUGCCAGAAAGCUCUUGUCCCAGGUUUGUGCUAUAGCAGACAGUGGCAAUCAGACCCUGGAUCUGGGCCACUUCAGCAAAGUAGACUUCAUCGUUAUAGUUCCCCGUUCGGAAGUCCUGGUGCAGCAGACCCUUCAACGGAUUCGACAAUCAGGUGUCCUUGUGGACUUGGGCCUUGAAGACAAUGGAACGGCGUAUCAGAGAGCCGAGAAAUACGUGGUUCGGCUAGACAAUGAGAUUCAAACAAAAUUUGAAGUUUUUAUGAGACGAGUGAAGCAGAAUCCCUAUACACUGUUUGUGCUGGUUCAUGACAAUGCCCAUGUGGAUUUAACAAGUGCCAUUUCAAGUUCCCUGUCACAUGGUGAGCCUAGUCAUGGUCUGGCUGAUAGAGUUAUUAAUUGCAGGGAGGUCCUUGAAGCAUUCAACCUCCUUGUUCUUCAGGUCAGCUCUUUUCCUCAUGCCUUGCAAACGCAGCAGUCCAGGAUCAGCUCUAGCAAUGAGGUACAUUGGAUACAAUUUGACACUGUGGAUGAUGCAGCAAGUGAAGACAAGCUGUACUUUGGUUUGAAUGAAUACAGCAAAUCCCUCCAAUGGGGAGUCACAAGUCCCCUUUUGAGAUGUGAUGAAACCUUUGAGAAAAUGGUCAACACACUUUUAGAAAGGUACCCCCGGCUGCACAGCAUGGUGAUUCGCUGCUACCUUCUCAUUCAGCAGUAUUCCCAAGCUCUGAUGGCUCUCACGACCAUGGCCUCACUAAGAGAUCACAGCACACCUGAAACGCUCAGCAUAAUGGAUGACCUUAUCACUUCUCCAGGAAAGGAUAAGAAUGGCUGUGGCCACAUGCUCGUCAUUAGGGUGCCGUCUGUGCAGCUAGCCAUGCUAGCCAAGGAGAGGUUACAAGAAGUAAGAGACAAGUUAGGUCUGCAGUAUCGUUUUGAGAUCCUCCUCGGGAAUCCUGCUUCGGAGCUUGCUGUCGCCAAACACUUUGUGACACGGUUGAAGGCUUGGAGAGGGAAUGAGCAGGAGGACUGGAUCCCUCGCACCUAUCAGGAUUUGGAAGGUCUACCUUGCAUUGUUAUUCUAACUGGCAAGGACCCUCUAGGAGAAACUUUCCCCAGGUCGUUGAAAUACUGUGACCUUCGACUAAUUGACUCAAGCUACUUAACUCGGACUGCCUUAGAGCAAGAAGUAGGCCUGGCAUGCUGCUACGUCUCGAAGGAGGCAAUUCAAGGACCUAUUGUAGCUCUUGACCUUAGUGAGAAGGAGCAUGAGAAAGCUAAUGGUAGCGAGAAUGACUCUGAUGAGCUGUUGAUAGACUUGGACCGGCCCCAGAGUAACAGCAGUGCUGUCACUGGAACCUCAGGUUCCCUGGCAGACAAUGGUGUGAGCUCCUCGAGUGCUGCAGACAAGUCUCAGAAGCAAGCACCAUCGCUUAACUUUCAGACUGUGGUGCACAGCUCAGUAGAUGAGGGAACUUACCCCGGUUUCACAGCUGGAGAGACCCUGAAACAAGAAUGCGACUCCCUGGGUAACCAGAUGGCAAGCAGCACCACUUCGAAACUAUCAUCACUGUCUUCAGUCUCACAGACGUUUCGGUGGCCUGCCCAUUCGGCCAAAGACAGCAAGGCCCUCCGUGCUGCACUGCCACGCAUCGUCAUCCUGUCAAAAGCUGCCUACUGUCUGCUGAGUUCACAGAAAAGUGGGAAUUUGCCUUCCUCCUCUUCCCUCCUGCCUCAUGCUGACGUGUCUUGGCUGAGCUCUCUGAGGCCUCUGCUUCACAAGGACAUGAACAGUGAAGAGCAGUCUCUCUACUACAGGCAGUGGACGACAGCCCGACAGCACCACGCGGACUUCAGCAAUCAGGGUGAGACGUCUGGCUCGAGGAGUUUCCACCCCAGGCGGCUGCUUUUGACAGGACCACCACAAGUGGGAAAGACUGGCUCAUACUUGCAGUUCCUAAGGAUUCUCUUCCGCAUGCUGAUCCGGUUGCUGGAAGUAGAUGUGUACGAUGAAGAAGAGAUUAAUGCCAAUCAUACAGAAAACAGUGAGAUUACUCAGUCUAGCAAUGACCACUGGCCGGAUAUUGAGAUCUUCAGCAAAAUGUCUUUUGACCUGAAUGUACAUGACCCCAAGUACAGAAGUAUAAGUCCCGUAUACACAGAACAACUGUCAAGAGUGAAACAAGAAACAAGCAAAGAAACAAAAUCGGAGGAACCUAAGAAAAGGGAGACUGUGUCCAUGAUGUUGACUAAAUACGCAGCUUACAAUACGUUCCAUCACUGUGAGCAGUGCCAUCAGUAUAUGGACAUUAAUCCCACUGCACAGAUAUCUGACUCCACUCUGCAUGCAUUCACAUUUUCAUCCUCGAUGCUAGGAGAAGAGGUUCAACUGCAUUUUAUAAUCCCCAAGUCCAAAGAGAACCAUUUUGUCUUCAGCAAGCAGGGAAAACAUCUGGAAAGCAUGCGUCUCCCACUCGUUUCUGACAAGAAUUUGAAUGCAGUCAAGAGUCCUAUCUUCACUCCAUCGAGUGGGCGUCAUGAACAUGGCCUCUUGAACCUCUACCAUGCCAUGGAAGGCAUCAGCCACCUUCACCUCCUUGUAGUCAAGGAGUAUGAAAUGCCGCUCUACCGUAAAUACUGGCCCAACCACAUCAUGCUUGUCCUGCCAGGCAUGUUCAACAAUGCUGGCGUUGGUGCUGCCAGGUUUCUUAUUAAGGAACUUUCCUACCACAAUUUAGAACUGGAACGAAACCGCUUGGAGGAACUGGGAGUCAAGCGCCAGUGCGUGUGGCCGUUCAUCGUGGUCAUGGAUGACUCCUGCGUCUUGUGGAACAUGCACAGUGUCCAUGAACAGUCGAGCCAGUCCCUGGAGCCUGGGUGUUCCAGCAAGAACGUGUCUCUAAAGACUGUCCUCCAACACAUUGAAGCCACCCCCAAAAUUGUUCAUUAUGCAAUACUGGGUGUUCAGAAAUGGAACAGCAAGCUGAAUGCCAGAAAAUCCAAAGCUCCAUUCUCCAGGUGCCAUGUGCAUGAUUUUGUACUGCUCAACAUAGACCUGACCCAGAAUGUGCAAUAUGACCUAAACAGGUAUUUCUGUGAAGAUGUAGAUUUUAAUCUGCGGACGAACAGCAGUGGCCUGCUCAUCUGCCGCUUCAACAACUUCAGCGUCAUGAAGAAGCAUAUUCAGGUUGGAGGACAAAAGGACUUUGUCGUUAAGCCAAAAAUCAUGGUUUCGGACAGCCUGGCACCAAUAAUGCCUCUUCAGUAUGUCUGCGCCCCUGACAGUGAGCAUACGUUGUUGGCAGCGCCGUCUCAGUUCCUCCUGGAGAAGUUCCUUCAACACGCGACGUACAAACUCUUCCCAAAGGCCAUUCAUAACUUCAAGAACCCAGUCUUGGCCAUUGACUGCUACCUGAACAUCGGGCUCGAGGUGGCUAUAUGUUACAUUAGUUCCCGCCCGCACUCCGUCAAUGUCAACUGCGAAGGGGUGUUCUUCAGCGGACUGCUGCUCUAUCUCUGUGACUCCUUCGUUGGUGCAGACCUCCUCAAGCAUCUCGUGGCUCUGCCAGGUGCCACCCUGUGUGUCAUAUGUCAAGACAGAAGCUCGUUACGGCAGACAAUAGUCCGGUUGGAGUUGGAGGAUGAGUGGCAGUUCCGACUGCGGGAUGAAUUUCAAACUGCUAACAGCAGUGAUGACAAACCACUCUAUUUUCUUACUGGACGCCAUAUAUAA